Molecule: messenger RNA, 1733 nt
Organism: Paecilomyces variotii
Lineage: Eukaryota; Fungi; Ascomycota; Eurotiomycetes; Eurotiales; Thermoascaceae
Product: eukaryotic translation initiation factor 3 subunit H
Exons: 2
Coding region: 361-1404 (347 amino acids)
Cellular component (GO): eukaryotic 43S preinitiation complex; cytoplasm; eukaryotic translation initiation factor 3 complex
Molecular function (GO): metallopeptidase activity; protein binding; translation initiation factor activity
Source: RefSeq, a predicted model, not a curated record
ACAAUCUUCUUGUCCGUCAACUGUCAGCCGCUGGGAUUUUUAUUCUCCUUGGCGCGCUAAACCCAACACAGAACUAGCGCCAGUGAAAUUGUGCAGAAUGCCCACACAAACCAGUAGUGACAGCGACAAGAGCGACAAAGACAGAGCACCUCGUCCACCUCGUCCUCAAGCCGUAUCGGGACUAUUAUAUCCAUCAUGGCUGAGUAAGUGAUGUCCCUUGUUCAAGAUCUGGAAUCAUGCUAACAGUUUCCAGGAAAGAAGUCCCCCUCACCGCCGUCCAGGUGGACGCGCUGGUAUGGCCCUCGAAAUAUAUCCCCUCCGAUCCGCAAAGAGAUACUGAUACCCCACGUAUAGGUGGUCAUGAAAAUCAUCAAGCACUCCUCUCAGACUUUCCCGACAGCGGCGACCGGUUCGAUCGUUGGUAUGGAUGUUGACGGCAUCCUGGAGGUCACCAACUCUUUCCCUUUCCCCGUCGUCGAGGUGCCACCGGAAUCGCACUUUGACAACACCACGCCCAACCCUGCAGCGGCCGCUCCGCGAGCAAAGGCCAAUGUCGCCUACCAGAAUGAGAUGAUCCGGAUGUUGCGGGAGGUGAACAUCGAUGCGAACAACGUCGGAUGGUACACGAGCGCCAACAUGGGCAACUUCGUCAACAUGAACGUUAUCGAGAACCAGUACUUCUACCAGAAGGAACUGAACGAGAGGACAGUUGCGCUCGUCCAUGAUGUCAGCCGUAGCUCUCAGGGCGCCCUGAGCCUGCGGGCGUUCCGUCUGUCGCCGCAGUUUAUGACUGCGUUCAAGGAGAACAAGUUCACCGCUGAGCAGCUCCAGAAGUCGAACUUGACCUACCAGCAAAUCUUCGUUGAACUCCCCGUGACCAUCCACAACUCUCACCUCCUCACCUCCUUCCUCCACCAGCUGCCUUCGCCUCCGCCCUCGCAGCCUCUGGACUUCCCGCCAUCGCUCGCUGCUCUGAAGACUGGACCGCUGGCGUCUUCCACUCCUCUGAGCCCCAACUUCGACAACCUGACUCUGAGCAUCGACCCGUUCUUGGAGAAGAACUGCGACCUGCUCCUGGACAGCAUCGAGACCCACCACACCGAGAACAACAACUUCCAGUACUACCAGCGCUCGCUGGCCCGUGAGCAGCAGAAGAUCGCUCAGUGGCAGGCGAAGCGCAAGCAGGAGAACGCCAGCCGUGCGGCGCUCAAGCAGCCCCUGCUUCCCGAGGACGAGUGGCAGCGACUGUUCAAGCUGCCUCAGGAGCCUAGCCGGCUGGAGAGCAUGCUGAACACCCGACAGGUGGAGCAGUACUCGCGCCAGAUCGAUGGCUUCGUGUCGUCGACGACCGGUAAGAUGUUUGCCGUCAAGGGCAACCUGCUUCCUGGCGAGACGGCCAACUGAUUGGCGUUUCUCGCGGUCUUUUUUUGUUUUAUCUCGACCUGGUGAUUUUGUGGGCCUUGCAUGACCAUAUCGGCGUAGGGAGGGAAAAUGUGUAUCUGGCUAUUUAAUAUAGAGAUGGCCAUUUCUCCUGUUUGCUUAUUCCAGUGACGAACCACCUCACGGGAUACGAUUCAAGAGCAUCAUACAUCUUCUUUUUCAAAAAUUUUCUAGUUUCGUCAUACACCGUAGCUCUUCCUCAAUUCCUGUAUUCCACUCACCCAAAGGUGGCAAGCAACAGUCAGCAUAAAGUAUGGUAUUAUGUAGUUACUGUACAUCGAACUGCCUCGAAC